Molecule: messenger RNA, 916 nt
Organism: Saccostrea cuccullata (small rock oyster)
Lineage: Eukaryota; Metazoa; Mollusca; Bivalvia; Ostreida; Ostreidae
Exons: 1
Coding region: 11-916 (301 amino acids)
Source: RefSeq, a predicted model, not a curated record
ACCAGUACUAAUGUCGAAGCAAAACGAUUUUUUGGCUGAGUAUCGGCAAUUUUCAGAUGAAGAUUCCUUGCUGAAUGACAUUCCUUCUUCUGUCCAUAAGGAUUCUACGCAGAAUUUGGACACCCCUGUCGUUAUUCCGCAGACAGAGAAACCCUCGUCAGACCUGGCCGACACGUUUAAUCUAUUCAAGACUUAUUUCGACUCAAAGCUGAACACUCUGAAGGAUGAACUUUCUGUGGGUAACGAUUUUGACGAUUUGGCUAAGAAACUCAAGAAAGACGUUUCUGUGUCUUUUAAACACGAAGGAAACAAAAUUCAAUUUGAAUUUAAUUCUGAAAUUCUGAACGAUUUAUCUAAAGUACAGAAAAAGUUGUCAGUUAAAGAUUCUGCUUCUUCUGCCAUUAUUUCUUCUGUUAUUAACAAGAGAAACAAGCUCAUUCGUAUAGCAGAUAAAUCACCAGCGGGUUGGACCACUGUAAGAGAAUACGAGAGUGACGACCUCGCCUCUAAUUCGGACGACGAAAAACGUAUGCGACAGGCAGAGAAUAGGGCGCUCCUGGUACUCAGAGAGAAACGAAGAUUCAAGCCUUAUCAAGUAGAUUAUUUUGAAAAAUUACCUGUUUAUGGCAAAGGUGUUAAAGGAAACUUAGCUAAACAUGUUGAAUACUGGAAAAGUAUUGUUGCUAGCGAUUUUGUUAUUGAUACCAUUAAUAACGGUUAUGUAGUUCCUUUUCAGACGGCACCAUCUCCAAUGAAGUUCAAGAAUAAUAAGUCAGCUCUUGAAAAUGUUGAAUUUGUAAAUAGUUCGAUUUCAGAUCUGUUAGAAUCCGGCUGCAUUGAGAAAGUUUCUUUCCAGCCUUUUGUUGUUAGCCCACUUAGUGUUGCAGUUAACAAAGGUUCGGGAAAAAGAGGCUAA